Molecule: messenger RNA, 8351 nt
Organism: Epinephelus fuscoguttatus (brown-marbled grouper)
Lineage: Eukaryota; Metazoa; Chordata; Actinopteri; Perciformes; Serranidae
Gene: ptpro
Product: protein tyrosine phosphatase receptor type O
Exons: 27
Coding region: 381-4085 (1234 amino acids)
Biological process (GO): negative regulation of canonical Wnt signaling pathway; regulation of glomerular filtration; axon guidance
Cellular component (GO): glutamatergic synapse; plasma membrane; GABA-ergic synapse
Molecular function (GO): cadherin binding; protein tyrosine phosphatase activity; Wnt-protein binding
Source: RefSeq, a predicted model, not a curated record
GCAGGGCGGGGCGACGCCGCGCAGCAGCAGCAGCAGCAGCAUCAGCUUCAUCACCGCUGACCGACACCGACCUCCUGCUCGUCUCCAGGCCGCGGCGUGGACGCCGGAGCCCGGCCUGAUUCCUCUCAACCACCGCAGGUCCGGGUUCGAGCUGCGAAACGCACUACAGGUGAUGAUAACAACGACAGUGACGAAGAGGCUGAUGAAGGUGAUGGCGUGCAGUUAGGAGCUGCGGAGCGGCAACGAAGCGCAAACUGAAUCCGUGCGCUGAGCGGGAGCAUCGCGCUCCGAUGCAGCAGAAAAAUCGCCAUUGUUUGGAUGCGCAGCAGACUGAGAGGACAAACCCGGAGCACAGAGACGCUGUUUGACACGGAGACACUAUGCUGCUUUCCCCGCUGCUUCUGACGCUGGGGCUGCUCUGCUUUACCCCGAGCGUGUCGGCGUUCCAGUUGUCGGUAAACGAUGACGGACUGAUUGUGGUGGCGCUCGAGAGUUCGGACCUGCAGGAGAACGCCACAGCGUACGCCGCUCAGAUCUCCGGAGAGCCUCGACCGAUCCUGGUUCAGUUUGUGAACACCAGUGAGCCUCUGCUGUUCAACACGUCAUAUCAUGGUCUCUGCUACACUGUGGGGCUACUGGUUAAACUGGGACAGAGCUGGUCCAGACCUGUCAAGACUGUGUCUGUGCUCACACAGCCACUUCCUGUCCGCAGUGUCCACAUAUCGGACUAUAAGGAGUCUCCAGAGACAGGCGUGGUGUUUGAAAUCGAGCCUCCGGCCGGAAACAUCUUCAGCAGAGUCAACAUCAGCUACACAGAGGGACAGGAGCGACGGUCGAUGCUCUAUAAAGAUUUCUACAAAGGGAAGACGGUGUUCAAACACUGGUUACCAGGCAUGUGUUACCGUAACAUCACCUUCCAGCUGAUCUCCGAGGCCACAGUGUACCAGACUGCUCUGGUGACACAGAGUGACAUCACACACACACCUGUGCACCACAGGACAGUGCCCUACCCGCCCCUCAACAUUUCCCAUAAGAUCGUCCACCUGAGCCAGAGGGAGCUGCCAGGUGGAGCCCCUGACACGCUCCCUCCUGAGGGGAGUGAGGAGAGCCAGCGAGCCUCCCGUCGAGCCAGGGACGUCCCUCUGAUGGAGGAGCAGGAGGAGGAGGAGGAGGAGGUGCACACUGAGGAAGAGAACACUGAGGAGGAGGUGGUGGGAGCUGUCACUCGGGCUCCCUUCAGCCCAAUACACAACACGACAGGCACCAACGCUGUGAACCAGACGACAGAGACUCAGAGCUACUGGCUGGACCCGACUGAUGCAGCUCCUUCAGAUCGGGAGGAGGAGUUCGUUAACGCUGUGGUGUCGGAGUAUGAAGACUCCAAUGAGCCCGGCUCAGCUAUGGGUCUCCCCGCUGAGGCCGCCAUCCUGCCCACCAAACUGCCCCCCAUCCUGCUGGAGCUGCGCUGGCUGCCGCCCAGACCCCCGACCAGCUAUGAUGGCUUCAACAUCUACAUCUACAGAGACGGUAACUCCACGGAAACGGCCACCGUGGAUGAAAACACUCACGAGUUCUUCACCGAGUUAACGGAGCCAGGAACGUACCGAGUCCAGGUCACCACUCUCAGCUCGUCUGGAGACUGUGAGGCCCGAGAGAGCACCGCCGACACCGGCUUCACCUUCUACCUCAGUCCUGGUGGUGAGCUGCUGGAGGAGCUCCGCGAGCGUCCUCAGGCCGUCAGCGUCAGACUGCUGGACUCCAGCACCGCCGCCGUCUCCUGGGCUCCGUCCUCUGAGAACCACAACGGCAGCCUGGUGUCAGUGGUUUCCACCACCUGCCUCAGACCGAGUCUCAGCCAGAGGAUGGAGAACACGUACUGCAGCGAGGAAAACACCACGAGUGACAUCAUCACUAACCUGAUGCCUGGGGCUCAGUACAGAGUGGUGGUCUAUCACACCAACGGACCCCUGAUGAGUCCUCCGUCUGAACCCGUCAUCAUCGAUAUAGAGCCCACAGGUGUGCUGGAGCUGGCUGUUUACCCUCUGAGUCCGACAGCAGUGAUCCUAAGCUGGCAGCGUCCGUACCACGUCGCCUUCAGGAAGUACGUCCUGCAGACCUUCUUCUUCAACCCCGUCACGCUGGCAUCAGAGUGGACCACCUACUACGAGAUCGCCGCCACCGCCUCCGUCAUCGCCUCCGUGAGAGUGACGGAUCUGCUGCCGGCCUGGUAUUAUAAUUUCCGUGUUUCCAUGGUGACGUGGGGCGACCCGCCGCUCAGCUGCUGCGACAGCUCAACUGUCAGCUUCGUAACAGCUCCUGAGGCUCCUCACAUCUCCUCGGUGGAUUACUCUCAUGGCGUCCUGUAUGUUCGCUGGACGUACGGCGAGCUCUUCAUCGACCUCUCACAUUCCAGGAUGCUUCAUUGGCAGGUGGUCGCCGUCGGCAAGAAAGGACCAGAGAGGAGCUACUCCAUCGACGUGACUCGUAACGUGAUGCGUGCCAGCCUCCCUCUGCCUCCAGGGGACAUCUACAACCUGACAGUGACGGCCUGCACUGUACGCAGCAGGAACACCUCCAUGCCAAACAUCAUCAAACUAGAGCCGGCUGCUCCCAGGGCUCUGUACGCUGUGAAUGCCACCCACUCAGCUGUGACUCUGCUGUGGACCGAGGAAGGAGUGGUCGACUACUACCAGGUCCUCUGUAAACCCAACAAAGCCAGCAAGGAGCUCAAGGCCCGCGAGCCUCAGACAGCCAACUCUCACGUGGUGACCGUGUCCGGUUUGAUGCCCUCAUCCACCUACAACUGCACUGUCACCAGUUUCAGCUACAGCACGCCCAGCAAGCCCGCACAUAUCACCAUCAGCACCGCGGCUAAAGAGAUGAACCCGAGCGUAGCAGCGAUCUCGGCUCUGGCCGUCCUCAGCAUCCUCCUCAUCAGCCUGCUGGUUCUGUUCCUGCUGGUUCUUCGUAAGAAACACCUGCAGAUGACCAGAGAGUGCGGCGCAGAGACUUUCGUCAACUUCGCCUCAUUUGAAAGAGACGGAAAGCUUCCCUAUAACUGGCGAAGAAGCCUCUUUGCCUUCCUUACCCUACUGCCAUCCUGCCUUUGGACUGACUAUCUUUUGGCUUUUUAUAUUAAUCCUUGGAGCAAGACAGCUUUAAAGAAACGGAAGCUAACAAGUCCCGUGCAGCUGGAUGACUUUGACGCCUUCUUCAAAGAAAUGAGCAAAGACUCGGCCUACAAGUUCUCUCUGCAGUUUGAGGAGCUGAAGAGUGUCGGCCUGGAUCUUUCCCACGAUGCAGCGGACCUGCCCGUCAACAGGCCGAAGAACAGAUACACAAACAUCCUCCCCUACGACUUCAGUCGGGUGAAGCUGAUCUCGAUGCACAACGACGAAGGUUCAGACUACAUCAACGCCAACUACAUACCUGGCUACAAACACAGUAAAGAGUACAUCGCCACUCAGGGUCCACUGCCUGAAACUCGCAACGAUUUCUGGAAGAUGGUUCUGCAGCAGAAAUCUCCGAUCAUCGUCAUGCUGACUCAGUGUAACGAGCGACGGAGGGUGAAGUGUGAUCACUACUGGCCAUUCACAGAUGAGCCUGUGAUGUACGGAGAGAUCAGUGUGGAGAUGCUCUCUGAAACCGAGUCUCCAGAGUGGACCAUCAGGAAGUUCAGACUGGGAUACGCUGAUGAGAGUCAGGACGUGCUCCACCUGAACUACACCUCAUGGCCGGAUCAUGGCGUCCCCACGGUCAACGCCAUCGAAAGCAUCCUGCAGUUCGUCCACAUUGUCCGUCAGCAGGCCAACAGGACCAAAGACCCUAUCAUCGUCCACUGCAGUGCUGGAGUCGGCCGGACGGGGACGUUCAUCGCUCUGGACCGUCUGAUGCAGCACAUCAGAGAACACGAGUUUGCAGAUAUCCUGGGGAUGGUGUCCGAGAUGCGAUCACACCGUCUGUCUAUGGUCCAGACUGAGGAGCAGUACGUGUUCAUCCAUCAGUGCGUCCUGUUGAUGUGGCAGAAGAAGAAGCAGCAGUCCAUCACAUCUGAUGUCAUCUAUGAGAACGCUAGCAAGACAUAAUGAUGGAGGCUCCUCCAGACGCUGUGAACACACCCAGCCUCCUGUGCUUCAGGCAUCCAUUCUCUGCAGAAGAAGAUCCGCGUCAUCAUCAGUGUCAAAAAACAAAACAGCGGAACAUCUUGACAAAAAAAAUAGAAUCCAGUUUUUUGUUUGAAUUGGUGUUAAAGCAUGGGAUGGAGUUUUGCCUUAAGGAGCCUUCACUGACUGACCAACAUGUUGAACCACAACCCUGCCCUCUGAACUGGACUGACUCAUGUCAACAUGGGGUGGGAGGAGUCGGAGGUUAACGCGCUCCGACCUGUGAUUGGAUGUCUACACUGUGUCCGUCCUCAUUGAGGCGACGUGUUGGUGUAACUGAGUCAGCAGUUUUUCAUUUUAUUUCUUUUUUAAUCUCAGGAGUAGCUGAAAAACCAGCAAGCACACUGGCCUCUUCCUCCACUUCGAAAGUAAUUUAUCAUCGGUUAGUUUUAGUUUUUUGCAUCAUUGAUAGUGUUCACCGUCCUGCAGAGUGCAGCUUUCCUGGCUUUUUGCAACGUCAGAGUUGAAGGCGGUAGAUUUCAACGUUACUCACUGCCAAACAAACCAAACAUGGGACUGUAACGUGUUGAUUGAUAAAAAUAUCAACUGCUCUAACAUGCUAACCAACUGCCAGGACUGCUGCACAGAUUAUACUCACUGAGAGAACCCAGCAAGCAUUCGACGAAGAGUAAAGGUCUGGAAAAUGAGCACAACACUUUGUCAUGUUGAAGUAGAUUUUUAAUUGAGUUUUUUAAAUUAAACACUAAACAUGGAUCGUGCUUGGAGGAGCCUUCCAAACGUAAUGGUGUAUCUGUCCUGGUCAAAAUUGUCAAACAUUGGUAAAAAUUAUUUGUCGUCGUUGGACAUCUGUGAAAAAUUAGGAACAUUUUUGCUGCAGUUUGAACGAGCUGAACGUUCCAGACUUUAGAAAUGGUUUUAUCAGAAAAGUAUUUGGUACCGAUUUCUAGAAAUGCUACUCGAAUGCCUCCGAACUUUUUUAUCCCGUCCGUUGGAUCGACCACUAAACGUCUGAAUGUUUGCUGGGUCUGCACAAGAACUAAAGGGCACAAACAGUUGAAGGGAACGAACGCCUUUCUGUGGAAACACGAGCGCCUCAUGCUGCCGUCCCGUUGCUGUCGGGCGUGUUGGAGGCCAGUUUAGAGACUGUGGUUGUAGAGCUGUAGUUUGUAUUUGCACUGAGGCCUCGGAGCUGCCUGACCUGCUGACAGAAGAAGGGAAGACUUUCUGCUGCUGCUUCCUGCUGUGGAGGACUAACUGCAGCCGUGCCGCUCGAUAUUCGUCCUGUCCUGUGGGCUCUUCUAACAGAGGAUCUCGAUCUGAAGACGUAGAAUUAACUUUAGACUACCGGAGAUGUUUUUAACCCUCUGAGGAUCACGAUCUCAUCGGCUGCAACAAUCCUGUUUGGAAACAAACAAAUGGAUCAUAUCAGACUGAGACAGAAGACAGAAGACAGAGACAUUGCUCAGUCGAACUGCCAAAACUACUACAAAGUUUUAUUAAGACCUGAUGUUGAGUUUCCCUUUCUGUUGAUGAAUUUGGGAAAUGACAGAAACAUAUCUUUGGGUCGGACCGAGCCUUUCUGAGCCUCCUGGCACAAUUUGAAUAUCUUUAAUCCAUCAGAUUACCAACUUAUAAAAGUGCAACUGUUCUCUAGAACUCAUGACAAUAAAACUAAAUAUUGACCCAAAACAUAUCUGUCAUUCUAGAAAGCGCAAAUAUAAAACACACAAAAAAUGUUACAUUCCCUGCUUUUGUUGUCGUCUGUUGCCCCAAACUUUGGAAUAGUGCCCCAAAUACUAAACUUUGAUAUUACAUUAUUUUGAUUCUUCUAUUAAUCCUUAAAUGUUGGAUUCCUUAACAAUGUUUUUGUUAUCUUCUUAUUUGGCACAAAGCCCUGAAAAGUUUCAGGUUAUAAAACAUUCUAAACAUUUUUUAUGUCAAUUCCAAAAUUUGGUAAAGAACCACAACUUUAUAACAUAUUGUAUUGUGCCCCCUAGAGUGGCCACAAAUACCCUAACGCGAGUGCUCGCAGUAAAAUGGUAAGAGUCCCAUAAUUUAGCAAAAUGCAACAAAAAGUUUUAAGCGUCAGAUUGGGUUCUGCAAAAUUUUGUUUUAAUAUAAUUAAUUAUAUAUGACCAAAUAUUGUUUAUUGUCACAUUUGGUAUGGCAUUUACAAUUUAAAAAUUGGUAUAAUGUCCCAAAAUAUUGUGUAGCACCCCUAAAAUUUGUUAUGGUUACAAAAUGUUUCACUUAAAGUUACUAAUGGCAAAUUUGGUAUUGCAAAAUUUUGUUUUAAUGGCAAAAUUAGAUAUGACCAAAUUUUGUUUACAACAGACACAUUUGGUAUUGCAUUUACAAUUUGUUUAAAUUUGCAUUGUGCCCCCUAAAUUUGAUAUGAUUAAAAAAAAUUGUAUAAUAGCCACAAAUGCCCUAAUGUGUGCUCGCAGUAAAAUGGUAAGAGUCUCAAAAUUUGGCAUAAUGCCACAAAAAGUUGUAAGUGUCAACUUUGGUAUUGCAAAAUUUUGUUUCAAUUGCAAAAUUUUGUUUACAACAGACACAUUUGGUGUUGCAUUUACCAUUUGUUUUAAUUUUAAAAAUUUGGUAUAAUGUCCCAAAAUAUUGUGUAGCGCCCCUAAAAUUUGCCAUGGUUACAAAAUGUUAUUCAGCACCACCAAAAGUUAUUAAUGCCAGAUUCCCAGUAUUUGGUGCACUCCCAUUUGUGUUUGGGGAUAAUACCACACCUAGAUGCUAGAGAGGAUUCUCUGGAAUUUAGAAAUCCUUCGGGUCUUGUAACAAAAUCAGUGAGUUUUGAAAUAAAUUUUAGAAAAGUAGUUCUGAUGUUGAAAACGAACAGUUAAGCUUCAUGUUUCGGUUGUUUUGGGGCCUGAAUCUUGGCUCAGUUCGAUCUUGGCUCGGGCCGACUGAAUAUCUCCGUCUUAACACAUGAAUACUGUACAGAAAAUUGUUAUCAAGCCAUUUUCUGAUGCAUCAGUCUGUUAUCAGAUCAACUUAUUUACAAUUAUUUAGUCAUUUUCCAUCUUUCUAUCGAACAUUUGAAUUGAAGGGCAAAAGAAACUCCACAUUUCUCACUUCCUUGAUGACUGUAGAGAAUGUCUACUAAACAGAUGAGAGUGGUCGACCUCAUUCAACCCAAAGUUUUACACUCCAUUCAGGAUGUACAGGGUGUCGUCAAAAUACGAGGGGAGAGUUGAGUGGCUUCUCUUUUUGGGUCUCCACAGAGGAGAUAGUGAUGACGGUCCAAUACGAGAUUACAUCUGAUUUUAUAACAUUUACUGUCAACAAUCCUCUUCCAAUCAAAAUCACUUCAGUGGUCUGUUCUUUCCUCACAACUUCUCAAGAAAAACUUUUAGCCAAUUAAAGGUUUCUUGAUAGAUUUUUUUGUGCGUUGUGCAAAUGUUAAUUGGGGGUGGGAAUCGCCAGAGGAUCCACGAUACGAUAUUAUGAUACUUAAGUCACGAUACAAUAUUAUUGCGAUUUUAAAUAUGUUGUGGUAUGCUGGUUAUUGUGAUAAAAUAUAUUGCGAUAGAUUACCUUUUUCCAACUGUAAAUUAUGUCCCCAAAGGAAAACUUUGUCAACAUCGUUUUCAUUUAAUAAGAUAAAAUUUUAAGUCUGUUCACGUCACUUCAGCCAUUUUUUUGUAUUUGCGGGAAAAUGUAUCUGGUGGACUGAAAAAGCAAUUUAUUAUAUUAUUCUGUUAGGCUACUAAAGGUUAAUUUGUAUUUGUGAUAUUUAUAAUUAUUUAAUUUAAAAAAAUAAAUAAAUCAAUAUUUGGCAUUGUGUGACGAUAUGAUAUUUCCACACAAAAAUAUUGCAAUACUAUGAUGUAUCGAUUUUUAUACAUAUCAUUACAGAUUGUUACAAAAAGUUUUUGUGUAGUUUAAAUAUUUUAAUAAGCUAAAAUUUGUUUAAUCUUGUUUAACAACCUCACAUGAAAUUUGGCUGAAUGGGGGAAAAAAAUCAAAGUAUAAAAAUUAGCAACAUAAAGAUUUCAAUUAAUAACUAAACUAAGAAUUGACCAAUCAGACCAAAUAAUUAAAGAAAAAGUUUACAAUGAGUGUUGUUCCCCCAAAAAACAUAUGGCCACAAAAAAGCACCUCAAAUAUUAAAAUUUAAGAAAAGAAAAGCCACUUCUAACUGCUGUUUGUGUUAUUUUGACCACACCUUGUAUCCAAUUUGUAAAAAAAUAAAUAAAUAAAAAUUACAAA